GCUGCAACACUGCAUCUCCCGACCUCCCAUCACGAAGGUUUAGGUUAUCGUUAUAAACAAUGUUUAUCAAUUGAUCUUCCAUCGACGAAACUUUGCAUUUCUCGUGUUGAGAGGCUUUUUUCUCCAUCGUGAAAAUGUAAUCCGUCGGCGACGGGCCUGGAGCGAGCGAAGUUUUGUGACCGAGGCACCUGCCGGCCUCCCUGAACUUCCCAGGAGUCAAUGUUCCAUUUGGUACCAAGAAAGGGGCGAACGUCUUCUACGAAUAUGCAGACGACGGCAUUCCUCUUCCUCGCCCUCCACCUCGCACUCGCUGUUGCUUACACGAAGAAGCCAAGUGGCAGAUGUGCUCCCUAUGGAGGAAAGAUAUGCAAAAACUAUCUUUCUGGUUUUGUUUGGUUCAAUGAAAGUGGGGCUAACAUUGGUAGCUGGAAGAAUGAACAUAUUACAGCAUCUUUAUGGGAGGAGAUAAUCAGCAAUAAGAAAGAGCCAUGUAAAUCAGCUGCUGCUACAUUGCUUUGUGCAUAUGCAUUUCCUCAGUGUGUGCCCAGAGAUAACGAUUCGGUACCUUUGCCUCUAUGUUAUGAAGACUGCAUUGCAGUCAAAGGAUUGUUGUGUUUUACUGAAUGGGCUCUAAUAGAGGAUAAUAAAAAUAGGAAUAUAUUUCUGAAAUCAAGAGGCCAUUUCACGUUACCAGAUUGUGAAGCAUUGCCAAAAUACAACAAUCAGACUCCUACAUGCUCUUGGACUAAAUUGACAGAAAUAAAAAAAGACGAAGUUACAACGGAUUGUAUUAUUGGUAGAGGUCGUUGGUAUUUAGGAAAGAAAAAUGUAACCAAAGAUGGCAUCCCUUGUCAAAGGUGGGAUUCAAACACACCGCAUGCACAUGAAACGCCAAUCGAUAUUUUUCCAGAGAUUCAAAAUGCUGAGAAUUACUGUCGAAAUGUUGGGGGUGUUUCUGUUAAACCUUGGUGUUAUACUAUGGACUCUAAAGAACGAUGGCAGCCUUGUGAUAUUCCGCAGUGUAAUUUAACAGAGAGUAAAGUGUUUGAAAAAAAUGAGUUAACUAUGGACACAUUUUUUGCGCCGACAUAUAUGAUAAUGUUUGGAGGUGCAGGAUUUAUAACGAUAGUUUUGAUAUUAUUACUAUUUUUACUAUGCCAAAGAAUGGUUCACCAUAGACGAAAUUAUCACCAGACCCCUACUAGAGAUGCUAAUAUUGACUUGGAAAAGUUACCCAGCAAUACUGCUUAUCACACGGCAGGAACUUGUCUCAACCCUAAACUUGAAAAAUUAGAAUUUCCAAGAAACGACAUAAUAUAUGUCCAAGAUUUGGGGCAAGGUGCUUUUGGACGAGUAUUCCAGGCAAAAGCUCCGGGUCUUCUGAAAGGUGAAGAGUUUACAUUAGUCGCUGUAAAAAUGCUGAAAGAAGAAGCUUCUGAAGAUUUGCAGAUAGACUUUGAGCGAGAAGCUUGUUUGUUAGCUUGUUUCGAUCAUCCAAAUAUUGUUAAGCUACUGGGUGUCUGUGCUGUUGGAAAACCCAUGUGCCUGCUUUUCGAAUAUAUGGGACGUGGAGAUCUUAAUGAGUUUUUAAGGUCGUGUUCUCCGAGUAAUUACAUUGUCCAUUCAACAGACGGUGGAGAUUUGUAUAAGGACAUACAAUUGACUACUCCGGAUUUAUUGAAAAUAGCGCAACAGAUUGCAAGCGGUAUGGUUUAUUUAUCCGAUCGAAAGUUUGUACAUAGAGAUCUCGCUACUAGAAAUUGUCUCAUCGAUGAUUCUAUGACGGUAAAAAUAGCUGAUUUUGGCUUAUCACAGAAAAUGUAUCUUCAAGACUAUUACAAAGGGGAUGAACACGAUGCGAUUCCCGUCAGGUGGAUGCCCUUGGAAAGCAUAUUAUACAAUAAAUACACAAUAGAGUCAGACGUAUGGGCCUUUGGAGUGUGUUUAUGGGAAAUAUUUUCAUUCGCUUUACAGCCCUACUACGGUAUGACACACGAAGAAGUAGUCAAAUACAUUAAAGAGGGAAAUGUUCUUCAAUGCCCAGACAACACACCAAAAACGAUUUACACCCUCAUGAAAAGUUGUUGGAAUAAAAAACCAGCGCUAAGGCCUAGUUUUCGGAUAGUUCACCAAACCCUUGAAUCUAUCCUCGAAGACAUGCUUAGGGACCAAAGUCAACCUACUUCAACACUACUCCAACGAAGGAAUGUCUGAACAUCUAGAAUACUUAAUCAUUUCCAAUUUGAAGAUUUAAUAUUAUCCAAUUGACUCCACAGUAUGAGUGUAACCUUUAUACAAAGUGUAUAUUUUCCUGUUUUUCCCUGUUUUUCAACUAUACAAAUCAAAAAAAGUGGCAAGCUUACAAUAGCACUUAAAAAAACUACAUUUUUUAAAAUUUAUUUUAAUAUAAGUGUCUUUAUGUAUUGUCUGUGGAAAAGAAAAAAACAUAUUUUGUAUUUAAAUCUUAAUGUGAUUUGCAAAUAUUCUUACCGUGUUUUUUAAACAUUUAAAAACGUAUAUUUGCACACAAUUUUUCAAUUUGUACAUUUUAAUCAAUUUUUCGAUAAUGAUGACUUCGAUAUAGUACGUUUAUUAUUUAUUUAUCGAUAUAAAUAACAAAUUAUGAAUGUCUUGUUCAUUAUAAAACAGCAAAGAGCACUUGCUGGCACUUAAUUUUUAAAAAAUAAUAUUUUUUAAUAAAUAAAUUUACAUUUACUUUUGAACAGUACAUAUAUUUUUUAAUUUUGAAAAAAAAUUGGUUGUUUAGUGUUAGCAUUCUUAAAAAAGCUGUAAUAAUUUAAUUCUUUAUUAAGAUCAUUAUUUUCAUCACUAGUUGUGAAGCAUGUUUAAUUAUAAAAAUAAUGGUCUUCACCAUCUUUUAUUUUAUUAUAUAUAUAUAUUUUUUUUUUUCGAAAACGUAACUAGUCAGAUCAUACUUGUAAUGUGAUCAUUGGAAAUUUGAGAUAUUUAAAAGCCCACUUAAACAUAAUGGGUGUUACAGAUUCCUCCUCGGACCGUUGACAAUCCACCCGGUCUCCGGGAAACAGUGAACCCUCGGGAUUUAAAAAAAAUAAGUAAAUAAAAAAUAAAAAUUAAAUAACAAUGUCCUCACUAUUAAAAGCAAAAGGGAAAUAAAACAAGUUCUCUUUCAAUAUAGUAAAACAUGGCCAGAAAACAAAAUUGCGCAAAAUAAAAUAAAAGUCUGAUCCUCAUUUUGGUACUUUUUCCUUGUGUUAUGGCGAACUUUGCUCAAAAGUAGAGACAAAGAGGAAACGUUGUUCCCCCCAAAAAAGAUCAUUUUUUUCGCACUCCAACUUGUUUACUUUGACCCGUUCGCGCUCGAGCCUCACCUGUCUUUGCAGGCCUGGAACCACUCCUCGUAGAUGUCCUUGUUCAGUCCCAGCCCCCAAGACUGCCCGCAUGUCUUAGGCCUUGCUUAAUUUUACUGAGAACACCCUUGUAUCCAUCUGAAUCUGGUCGCCCCAGUUCAAAAGAAUUUCACUUAUUUUCCACUUGUAAAAUGGGAUGAGAGUAAUUACAGGAGGAAAUGCCAGGGAAAUAAUUCAGAUCACAGAAAUCGCUUCAUUAAAGCAGAAUGUCAAAAAAUAAAAAGUCCAGUGAGAUGAAGAACGUUCAGAUUUAAUAUUGGAAAUUUAUUAUUUUAAGCUUUUGAUUAGAUAUUAAAACCAACGUACACAAUUUGUAAUUGAAACAAUAUAUAUUUAACAUAAAAUGUGAGCAGAAAUGCAUGCUCAUUUUUGUCAUAAAACUAACGGCUAUAUUUUUUUUUAUACCACAUUGAUUAAGAAGAAAGAAUUCAAUUUUACACUCACACCACUGUUGAUAAAAAAAAAAGUGAACCGCUGUGGUGGAUUUGUUUAUACCUAACUUUUUUUUUAACUAAAAAACAAAUUUGCUGUCACAUAUUUUUGGGACUUGUAAAAAAAAUUAUGUUUUACAUUAUACAAAAUUGUGGAGGCUUUCUACCAGAGGAAAAAAAUGAUCUGAACAUUUGAAGGAAGUGUAAAAUUUAAAAUAUUGUUACUUGUAAUGAACAAUGAUUGGAAAUAUUCGUUUUUCCAGUUGCUUUGGUUAUAAAUGAUCUUAUGAUUAAGCUUAACAUUAAUCAUUAAUAUGUGUGAUUAUUUAAUUAUUGAAAAACAUUGUUUUUCAAAAUUAUUUCGUUUUGGAUGUUAUUGUUUUGCAUUAUUUGGUGAGUGAAAAUAUGGGAGUCCUUUUAAUGUAGUGAAAAUGUUAACUGUUUAUUUUAUUUUAUUUUUACUUGUUUAUGUUAAGUAAAUGUCUUUUAUUAAAGAUUGGACUGAAUAAUGGAAAUUUAAACUUUACAAUUUAUAAUAAUUAUUACUGAGAGCAGUGUAAACAUUUCUUAUAGCUUUACUUGUUACUUAUUACAAUUUUGUAUAUGAUAGAAAUUGGAAAAUUUUUUUUUUGUCAGGGAAAAAUGUCACAUCACAUGUUUUCUAAUUUAUUUUUUAUCAGAAUGAAAAUUCGACCGUACAUUUUGUAAGUAGUAAGUUCUAAAUAAAAAAAUGUGCCAAAUUCAGUACAGAAAAGUAUGCUCUUAUGCAACCUGAAUAAAUUUUACAUUGACCAGGAAGAAAAAAUGCUUGGGAUAACAACCCACGAACCAAAGGAUUAAAGGAUUUCAUGUACCCAAGUAAAUAAAAAAGAAUGCUGUGCCCAUUACCUAAAAAAUAAACUUUAAAAUCAAAUAAUAUCAGAAUGUACAAAAUUCAGAUCUUCACUAUUCAAUUAUAAAAAUUAAUUUCACAUUUUAUAAUUAUAACAAAACAUUGGAGUGAGUCAAUACAGUUGACUGUUUUCAAUUUAUUUUUUAAAAUGUAUGCCUUCCAAUGUUAUUGUUACUGGUAUUGAUUUAAUAAGUGAUUAUUUGUGCUAUUUUAAAUAGCACAUUGUGCUAUUGGAAAUACCACAGUGCACUGUUUGAGUGUUGGCUGAAUAUUCACUGUUCAUGAAAUAAAUAACUUUUGGAAA
Cimex lectularius (bed bug) is the source of this 5016-nucleotide messenger RNA. RefSeq names its product tyrosine-protein kinase transmembrane receptor Ror2 (gene Nrk). The record is from RefSeq and is a predicted model, not a curated record. Bases 220 to 2214 code for a protein of 664 amino acids. Gene Ontology annotation, cellular component: signaling receptor complex. Lineage: Eukaryota; Metazoa; Arthropoda; Insecta; Hemiptera; Cimicidae. The transcript has 7 exons. Gene Ontology annotation, molecular function: transmembrane receptor protein tyrosine kinase activity; ATP binding; protein binding. Gene Ontology annotation, biological process: multicellular organism development; protein phosphorylation; cell surface receptor protein tyrosine kinase signaling pathway.